Messenger RNA from Brassica oleracea var. oleracea, 859 nucleotides. RefSeq names its product cyclin-U4-1. The record is from RefSeq and is a predicted model, not a curated record. The transcript has 2 exons. NCBI's taxonomy places the organism in Eukaryota, Viridiplantae, Streptophyta, Magnoliopsida, Brassicales, Brassicaceae. Bases 67 to 666 code for a protein of 199 amino acids. Gene Ontology annotation, biological process: regulation of cyclin-dependent protein serine/threonine kinase activity. Gene Ontology annotation, molecular function: protein kinase binding.
UAACAGAGCAAAGAUCACACAAAAGAAGAAAAUAAAAGUAACUUUCUCUCUCAACACACCAAAAAAAUGGCUGAGCUUGAGAAUCCAGGAGUAAUGCCGACGCUAAUAGCCUUCCUAUCCUCAUUGCUAGAACGAGUUUCCGAGUCCAACGAUUUGACACGACGAGUCGCGACUCAGUCACAGAGCGUUUCCGUGUUCGACGGACUGAGUCGACCAUCCAUUACGGUACACUGCUACCUCGAGAGGAUUUUCAAAUACGCGAAUUGUAGUCCUUCUUGCUUCGUCGUGGCUUACGUUUAUCUCGACCGCUUCACUCACAGACAACCUUCACUUCCCAUCAAUUCCUUUAACGUUCAUCGUCUCCUCAUUACCAGUGUCAUGGUCUCUGCUAAAUUCCUCGACGAUCGGUACUACAACAAUGCGUACUACGCGAAAGUAGGAGGGAUAAGCACGAAAGAGAUGAAUCUUUUGGAGCUAGAUUUCUUAUUCGGGUUAGGUUUUGAUUUAAACGUGACGCCAAACACAUUCCACGCUUACUUCUCUUAUCUUAAAAAGGAAAUGACUCUCCUUCAGCCUCUCUCCCUCGUUCUUGUCCCACCAAGAUCUGUCCUUACCUUCAACGACGAAGAAGCUUCUCAUCAGCAACAACAACAACUCGCUGUUUGAUUCCAAAAUUUUUUUUUUUUUUAAGUAUAGAGAUUAGUCGGCAGGGACACUCUUAUUUGUCUUAAUCAAUCAAGCCAGUAAGUUCAUUACCAUUUCUUUCUAUAUAUACAAUAUAUAUGUUUAGAUGUGGACAUAUGUGAUGAUGCAUCUUUACAGACUGUCUUGGCUAAAGAAUUAUAAAUGUUAACCUCAA